UGUCCUGGGUGACUUGAGUGAGAGCAGACAGAAAGACAGACGUCGUUGGAAGAGAGAGGAUACACACCUGUUGAACAGCAGCGCUCUGGUUUUAUUUCACUUGUUUUUCCUCACAGUUUCAGAGUCUGAGCCUUUAAGAUGACGGACACUCUUUUACCAAACGGCAUCAAAGACAGCGGAGGAGACAGCAGUUAUUUCAAAAAAGGUUGUAACCCGUUUGCCCAGACUGGACGAAGCAAACUUCAGAAUAAACGAGCCAAUGUGAACCAGCAGAUCAUCAAACAGAUGAGGAUGAGGGCUGGAGCUGAGAACCUGCUGAAGGCUACAUCUAACAACAAGGUUAAAGAGAUGGUUCUGUUGGAGUUGAGCUAUGUUAACUCCAACCUACAGCUACUGAUGGGACAGCUUGAAGGACUCAACAGCUCAGUAGAGGUCUACCAGAACACCCAGGAAACAGCCAACAUCCCCCUCAUUGCUCUGGGUCUAAAGGAGACAAAAGACAUUGACUUCUCCACUCUAUUCAAGGACUUUAUCUUGGAGCACUACAGUGAAGACGGGAACAGUUUUGAAGAUGAGAUUGCUGACCUGAUGGACCUGCGACAGGCUUGCAGAACGCCAAGUCGAGAUGAGGCUGGGGUGGAACUGCUGGCCAAAUACUUCAGUCAUCUUCCUCUGAUGGAGAGCCGGUUCUUCUCCCCAUCCCGCCAGACUGGCAUCUUCUUCACCUGGUACGACUCUUUUACAGGAGUGCCGCUAUGCCAACAGAACCUCUCACUGGAGAAAGCCAGUGUCCUCUUCAACAUGGCCGCCCUCUACUCUCAAAUCGGCACCCGUAGUGACCGACAGACAAUAGCCGGCCUGGAGGAGGCCAUCUCUUCCUUCCAGAAAAGUUCAGGUAUCCUGAACCACCUGAAAGAGACACACACCCACACUCCCAGCUACGACAUGAGCCCAGCCAUGCUCAGUAUGUUGAUUCGGAUGAUGCUUGCUCAGGCUCAGGAGUGCCUGUUUGAGAAGACUGCACUGCCUGGGAUCCGAAACCAGUUCUAUUCCCUGAUGAAAAUGGCCCAGGAGGCUGCAAAGGUCUCAGAAAUCUAUGACCAACUCCAUCAGUCCAUGAUCCAGACGCCAAUCAAAGACAAUGUCCCGUUCUUCUGGUCCACCAUGUCGCAAGUCAAAACCAACCACUACCGCUCCAUGGCACACUAUUUUGCAGCCUCAGCGCUCCUGGACCACCAGUUGAGUCUCCGUGAUGAUGAGGACCAGCAGGAGAAGACCUUGUCACAGGUCUAUGAUCGCCUUCCUGAAGGACGCUCUCCUCUUGACAUCCUGAAAAGGAAAGAUGAACGUGAACGCAUUGGUAAAGCACACAUUCGUCGGGCCAUACUGGGUCAUGAGGAGGCUCUAAGGAUCUUUGGUUUGUGCCACCACUUAAACAAGCUGGAGGCCCUGCAGGAGAUUUUAAAAGCCAGUCACCAGCGCUCGCUCAACAAGUGCAGUGAAAAUGAAGAUGAGGAAGAGUUCACAGACUACACGGAGGCCCCAGACAUCAUCUCUAAAACAGAGCACAAAGCAGAGAUGGAGGUUCCCGCAACUACAAAGGGCCCUCUGUCAGUCUUCUCAGCCAAGCAGCGGUGGACAGCCCCACGGACAUUACAUCUUUGCCCAGAAGACAGAGACCUGGGCUUUACCCUGAAAGGGGAAACACCAGUCCAGGUGGUUUCGUUGGACCCCCUCUGCCGAGCUGCUGCUGACGGUCUGAAGGAGGGUGACUACAUUGUUGCCGUGGGCAACACAGAUUGCAAAUGGAUGGGCGUGAGCGAUGUGAUGCGGCUGCUGAAGGAUGUGGAUGAGAAGGGGAUUGACAUCCAGGUGAUCAGCAUUAUGGACAGCAACCCACCAAUGCCUACCAAGAGUGCCACCUUCUGUGGAAACCUGCCUAAAACCUACUCCAUGAUUUGUCUGGCCUAUGAUGAUGAUGACAAGAACCCCAAGUCCCGCAAAGUAACCAAGAAGUCGUCCUUCCUCAGCUGGGGUCUGAAGAACAGGCUGAAGAGCGCCAGCACCCUCAGCCUUCCCACUGCUGACCACUCCGGGGGCCUUCCUUGGAAUAAACCCUGUCCCACGUUCCCCAGCUCCAGCACCUACAACAACGACAGUGCCCUCUACUGAGCCAGCUGCAGACUUCUUACUGUCUGCAAGCAUCGUUUAGUAUGCAUAUUAGGCCUAGUAUGGCUGUAUACAGUACUGUCUUGUAGAGGUCGACCGAUAUGGGUUAUUCUCUGGCAGAUGCCGAUCUUUAGAAAUCAGGGUUAGCCGACGUCCGAUAAAUGCUGCCAAUUUAUUUUGGCCAAUAUGUGCUUGUUUUUAAACCUCCAUUUGAAAGAUAAAAUGUAACACUAAUAAUUACUUAAGAUACACAAAAUUUCUCAACAAAACACUUCACCAAUCUGCACUUGUAUACUUAAAUUAA
This is a messenger RNA of Perca fluviatilis (European perch), 2473 nucleotides long. RefSeq names its product rhophilin, Rho GTPase binding protein 2 (gene rhpn2). Gene Ontology annotation, molecular function: protein binding. NCBI's taxonomy places the organism in Eukaryota, Metazoa, Chordata, Actinopteri, Perciformes, Percidae. Gene Ontology annotation, biological process: negative regulation of stress fiber assembly; signal transduction. The transcript has 15 exons. The coding region runs from base 139 to 2172 and encodes 677 amino acids. The record is from RefSeq and is a predicted model, not a curated record.